UGUGUGUGUGUGUGUGUGGGCUGCAGGUUUGGGUGAAAUGGAAAUAGCAUGCGGUCGACCUCUGGGUUCGUGUGAAAGUCAGGGUUCAGUGAGGGUCAUGUUUUGGAGUCGUUUUUGGGGAAGAGACAUGGAAUGCAUUCAAGUAGCCCGGAGCCACGAAUACAAAGCUUCAGGAUCUAAAAAAUAUCCCAUUCAUCUACGGCAAAUCUGUCUCGCAGCGUCUCCGCCUGAAAGCUUCAUCUCCGGUCGUGUAGACACGAAUACCUCAGAAAGAAAUGUGGAAGACUUGUUUAGAAAUUCGACCACAGAGAUAAAAACAGAAAUGCGUGAGUCUGGAUCGGGGAAGGAGAGGUGACGGGGCUCACUGGUUGUUCCUGUCUCAAAGAGCUUUAUAUACAGUUUUUUUUACUAUGACGCUCGUGUAUUAUUGCUGAUUUCUGUAGGAAUGACUUAUGAAUGAAAGCUGCAGGACACACAUCACAUUUCUUUUCACUUCUGUCUUACUGCUGAAUUUGUGUGUAAAUAUUCUAGUUUCAACAGUUACACUGACUGCACAGAUUUAAAGGAGGAAACAGGAAACUAAGUGUGUAGAUUUCCUGCCUUACACUCAAUCCUCCCUGGAUUGAAUUGUCUGAACGAACAAGAGACAAGUCCAGCAUUAAAAAUUUGUUAUUAUUUUAUUAUUUUCUUUCCUGCACAGAAUCACAGGGGCAUGCGUUUGUGUCUACAUUCCCAACCUUAACCCAUUUUCAAAUUUGUUAUGGAAACAAAAAAAUGUCAUGACCUGAACACGGUUAAUAUGUUCUUAUGAACCUCUCAGCUUCCGCUUCACUCCAACAAUCACUAAAGCACACGUUAUCAGCUCUGGUCUGUCUCCAAGUUCCCUGAAUUUGUCAUGCACUGAAAUGUAACUUUAUAAUUGAAUGGGAUGUCUUUUUUAUAUUUAAUGUUAGAAAAGAAUUUCAACAGCAUUAACACCCCUCAUUUUGUCUUAUCUUCCUGUAUCUGUCAGAAUAAUCAAUACGUUAAUCAGAGACUUUAAUCUGUAUUACAGCAGUGAGCUGGUAAGUAUUCAGUACUGAUGGUCUUUACUACAGUUGAUGUUCUCCUACGGGUCUGUCGGUUACCGCUUGCUGUUCACUCUACAUGUUACUUUCUCAUAGAAAAUAAAUCAAAGCAACUGACAAAGGAGGCAAUGUGAACGAUCCAAGCCUGUAUAAAACGAGCGACCGGAGGGAAGAGGAAGAGAAGCUGUAUAGCAGUGACUUACUGUAAGAGCAGUUGAAGUUCAAGGGCCUUCCUUGGGGGCCCAGCAGUGGCCGUGCUGAGAUUUGAACUCCUGACUUUCUGAUCAUCGCUCUAACAUCUAACCACUGAGCUACCGCUGCUGUAUAACUACAUAACAGCCAGCAGAACGUUGACAUGGAUCGUGGUUUCUACAGAAAGGUGGAUGUUCCAGACCACGCUCACUACAUCGUGGCCGCCUUCGUGGCAGUCAUCGGGACUGUGGGGGUCAUCGGGAACGCACUGGUUAUGUACGCGUUCUUCUGUAACAAAAAACUACGCUCUCCACCCAACUACUUCAUUGUCAACCUGGCUGUGAGUGACUUCCUCAUGGCCAGCACUCAGUCACCCAUCUUUUUUGUCAGUAGUUUGUAUAAGGAGUGGGUGUUUGGAAAAACAGGGUGUAAGAUCUAUGCCUUCUGUGGUGCUUUGUUUGGCAUCACUUCCAUGAUUAACCUGGUGGCCAUUUCCAUCGACCGCUACAUAGUAAUCACCAAGCCCCUGCAGGCUAUCAGGUGGAAUUCUAAACGCCGGACACUUAUUAGCAUCCUGCUAGUGUGGGUUUACUCGCUGGCCUGGAGUUCAGCACCUUUACUUGGAUGGAGCUCCUAUAUCCCAGAAGGCCUCAUGACUUCUUGCACCUGGGACUAUGUCACAGCAACUCCAGCUAACAAAAGCUACACACUCAUGCUGUGCUGCUUGGUCUUUUUUGUCCCCUUGGGCAUCAUAUCCUUCUGCUAUGUCUUCAUGUUUCUAGCUAUUCGUAACGCAAGCAGAGAUCUACAGAGCAUGGGCACACAGAUGAGGAACACCACACUGGGCCAACAGCAAUCAAUAACAAGAGAGUGGAAACUGGCGAAGGUUGCCUUUGUGGUCAUUGUCGUUUAUGUGCUGUCCUGGUCACCCUACGCCUGCGUUACUCUCAUCGCCUGGGCAGGUUACAGCAACAUCCUGACGCCGUAUUCCAAAGCAGUGCCUGCAGUCAUUGCCAAAGCUUCUGCCAUUUAUAAUCCUUUCAUCUACGCCAUAAUCCACUCCAAAUACAGAGACACUCUAGCUGAGAAGGUACCGUGUCUGCACUUCUUGAACAAGCCUCCUCGUAAGCAGUGUGUCCCCGGUUCAGACAGUGAUUUUUCAUUAAGGAAUUUGGUGCUCAGCAUGCAAUCAUCAGGUUCAAGGACAGAUUUCCUCUCAGUGUCUUCAGUGUUUACUGGACCCACACAGGCUCCAUUGUUCAGGACAGCUAACCAGCUCAUUGAGAAGCAGGAAGUCAAGUUCAAGGACUACCUGGUUCAAGAGAAGCCGGCCGCCUUUCCAGAAGGAGUCUCGCUAAGCAUCUGUGACCGAGGUGUGGUGUCUGGUUCAGCAAACCUGGCCACCAUUCCCCUUCUCAUGAUGAGACCAGGAGAGGAUCACAAGGAAGAUAAUGUGCAGGAGGAACAGAUUGUGUCCUCUUAACAUCACAAGAGCUGUUGAAGACCUUCACAAAGACAUUUAUAAGAACACAGGUAUGCCAGAUAUCAUCAGCAGUCAAUCAGUCGUCAGGUCACAGAUGGAACGACCUGUCUGAGGAUACAAGCUAGUUGAAGGUGAAGAAUUGGAGGAUUGGCAGAACCAACCUGCUGACGGAAGAGCAGAAACUGUCCCCAA
Messenger RNA from Tachysurus vachellii, 2934 nucleotides. It is a transcript of the gene opn4xa, whose product is annotated as opsin 4xa. Gene Ontology annotation, biological process: G protein-coupled receptor signaling pathway; visual perception. The record is from RefSeq and is a predicted model, not a curated record. Gene Ontology annotation, cellular component: membrane. Lineage: Eukaryota; Metazoa; Chordata; Actinopteri; Siluriformes; Bagridae. The transcript is spliced from 11 exons. Gene Ontology annotation, molecular function: G protein-coupled receptor activity. The coding region runs from base 1423 to 2742 and encodes 439 amino acids.